AUGACUGAAUUGGCUCCAUCAUUGGGCCACAGCCCAGACAGAUCGCCUUCUGCUAGUGGCACAGAGAGUUAUCCUAGCAGCGGGGUACUCAGCACAGACACUGAAAAAGAAAUCAUUCCCUCGACAGAAAAGCGCGAGCUUAAAGAGGAUGACUGUUACGAUAAGCUAGGAUACUGUUGGCCAAAGUGGAAAAAAUGGUCUUAUCUCGUCGCAGUGGCUUUUGUUCAAGUAUCGAUGAACUUUAACACCUCAGUCUAUCCCAAUGCAGUCAAGCCUCUAUCAGCGGCCUUUGGUAUUGGUGAACAAGAAGCCCGUACUGGUCAGAUGAUCUAUCUUGUUACUUAUUCAAUCGGAUGUGAGCUCUGGGCACCCUGGAGUGAGGAGUUUGGCCGUUGGCCGAUUCUCCAGCUGUCCAUGUUCCUCAUCAACAUAUGGCAAAUCCCGGCAGCACUGGCACCUAACUGGGGUACCAUUGUUGUCGCACGUGGUUUGGGUGGUAUCUCUACCGCUGGUGGCAGCGUUACUCUCGGUCUAAUCGCAGAUAUCUACGAGCGCGAAACGCAACAGUUCCCCUUAGCCUUCAUUGUGUUGUCCUCCUGUAUUGGUACUAGCAUUGGCGGUGUUAUCGGCGGACCGAUCGAGAGAUACUUAGGAUGGCAGUGGUUCUUCUGGAUUCAACUCAUCUUCGGAGCCGUCACGCAAGCGAUUAUUUUCUUCAUGCCUGAGAGUCGUUCUACCAUUCUCAUUGACAGGGAAGCCAAGCGACGUCGUGAAACAGGAGAAGACCCGAAUGUAUACGGACCGAAUGAACUGAAAAACCCUCGUGUGUCGCUGAAAGAGGCGGGCAUGAUCUGGAUACGCCCUUUCCACAUGCUUUUGCGAGAGCCUAUCGUUCUCUGUCUGUCCCUUCUAUCCGGAUUCUCAGACGCAUUGAUUUUUACCUUCCUCGAGAGCUUUUCGAUUGUCUACGAGCAAGGGUGGGGAUUCGGUAUCCUUGCACAAGCCUGGGCAGUCAUUCCGAUCAAUCUUGCCUACGUUCUCGCCUACUUCUCAUACUUUCCUUGGUUCAUGCGAGACGGUGCUAUCCGUGAAGCCAAGGGUGAUGACGCACUUCCACCCGAGCGCCGCUUAAAGUGGCUCCUAUUCCUUGCGCCGUUCGAGCCGAUCGGCUUGUUCGGAUUUGCUUGGACAUCACUUGGGCAGAAAUAUGGCGUGCACUGGAUCGGCUCGAUGAUAUUUUCCACCAUGGUUGGCAUUGCUAAUUACGCAAUCUACUUGUCUUCGGUCGACUAUAUGAUUGCAUCCUACGGGGUAUACUCCGCCUCCGCGUGUGGUGGAAAUGCCUUUGCUCGAGAUCUUCUUGCUGGUAUUUCCGCGAUGUACGCGACGCCAAUGUAUACCAAUAUUGGAGAUAAGUGGCAUGUCGAGUAUGCUAGUACAAUUCUUGCCUGCCUUUCCUGUCUUGUCGUGGCUCCCAUUUAUGUUUUCUAUUGGAAGGGUCCUCAGAUUCGCGAGCAAAGCAAGUUUGCUCGGUCCUUGCAGGCAAAGCGGAAGGAGAAUCACGGCCGACGAGUCAGUCAAACCAAGGCCGAGCCAUAA
Molecule: messenger RNA, 1599 nt
Organism: Penicillium cataractarum
Lineage: Eukaryota; Fungi; Ascomycota; Eurotiomycetes; Eurotiales; Aspergillaceae
Product: sugar transporter
Exons: 3
Coding region: 1-1599 (532 amino acids)
Biological process (GO): transmembrane transport
Molecular function (GO): transmembrane transporter activity
Source: RefSeq, a predicted model, not a curated record